Messenger RNA from Parascedosporium putredinis, 1095 nucleotides. NCBI's taxonomy places the organism in Eukaryota, Fungi, Ascomycota, Sordariomycetes, Microascales, Microascaceae. The record is from the annotation of a GenBank genome assembly.
AUGAAUUUGAAGUCUCCAUGUCUUAACUACGCCCGUCUCGAAACGACGGAUAUUGCGGGCCAGACCCUAAUGAAGGUUUUCGGCGCAGUCGAAGAUAGAGAAGAAGAUGACCUAAAAUUCAAUUUGAAGACCUUAUUCAUUAUGGGCGCGUUCUACCGUGUUUUCCCGCUGGCAAGGCCUCGGUCUCAUGAAUUGAACCGCGCUCCGGCCAAGCCAAGCCUUGGGUGCAUCGCCAAGAAUGGGGUUUGCAAUACUACAGGAGGGGAGACUAGAGUUGCUAGGGAUAAGACUCGGCCCAUGAUUCCUCCAGGGAUACGGUUGAGGCCUGCUCCCUCCCUCGCUGACUUCCCUCGACUGGAAAGCAUUAAAGGACAAGGGCACGACGGACCGCAAAUUCACCAACCCCCGCCCGACGACGUGGACCGCUGGCUCGGCGGGCCGUUUACGCACGUCCUCGAGGACGCCGCGCAGGCCAACUGCUUCUGCAUCGAGGCCCGCGCCAACUUUGACGCCUGCGACCGGUGCCUCCUCGCCGCACCCCUCACGGGCCAGUCGACCGAGGACGAGAGCGGUAGCCUGGCGAUCUACAUGGACGACUGCGUCAACAUGGGCUACUACGCGAACCAGACCCUCGCGUACCCUUCCACCACCCGCUCCGCCGACGAGGGUGGCGCCGACGAUAACUGCGAGAACCUGUGCGGCGUCGCCAACGGCCAAAUCGUCGAGUGCGGCCUCGCGCCCCUCGACGUGCCCGAGGAGGACCGCCCGCGCACGCAGACCGUCCCGUCGCCCGACCGUACGUACCUGGGCUGGGUGCUGUUGAACCGCACGGUCGCCGAGUGCGUGUGCACGAGCCCGUUCUUGCGGCGUAUUCUCGGUUGCGAGCUAUGCCUUGUGGAGAAGGAGAGGAGGGACUUGGCGUUGGUCGGGCACCAUCACCGGUUCGACUGCCACCAGUUGGGGUAUUAUAGUGAUGCGCAGUAUUUGCUGCCGGGUCCUGAGGAUGUUGGUGGUGGUGGUGUAUCUGGCGGUGGCUCGGGGGCUCGUCGACGGGUGACGAUGAGUCUGGAGCUAGAAUUCGUUUUGUUUUGGUAA